This is a messenger RNA of Coccidioides immitis RS, 1756 nucleotides long. RefSeq names its product oxysterol-binding protein. The record is from RefSeq and is a predicted model, not a curated record. Gene Ontology annotation, cellular component: membrane; cytosol; intracellular membrane-bounded organelle. Gene Ontology annotation, molecular function: sterol binding. The transcript has 6 exons. Gene Ontology annotation, biological process: maintenance of cell polarity; exocytosis; piecemeal microautophagy of the nucleus. Bases 22 to 1302 code for a protein of 426 amino acids. NCBI's taxonomy places the organism in Eukaryota, Fungi, Ascomycota, Eurotiomycetes, Onygenales, Onygenaceae.
CAACCUAGUACAACUUCCACAAUGUCGCAUGAUACUGUCCUCCACGAUAUUGACCAUUCAAAACCAGCGUCAGAGGAUCCCUCACGAUUAAGGACCUUUUUUUCCAUCCUGCGGAGGUUCAUUGGGGUGACGGACAUCGCGACUGCUCGUUUCUCACUGCCAGCCCAACUUCUCGAGCCAACGCCAAAUUUAGAAUACUGGAAUUAUCUUGAUCGACCCGAGAAUUUUAUUAGUAUUGGGAAGUCUGAUGAUGAACUGGGUCGUAUGCUAGAAGUCUUAAGAUUUUGGUUUACAAAAGAUGUGAGAUACGUGCAAAGCAAACCUUGCAAACCGUACAACUCCGUCCUAGGCGAAUUUUUCAGGUGUUAUUGGGAAACAGAAGACUAUCAGUCCCCUGUCCUCCCAAAUUCUGCUGAGGAUAUCACAGCAGGAGUUCAGGCUGCUGGAAACGGGGAAAAGGUGAAAAUAUCAUACCUCACGGAACAGACAUCCCACCACCCCCCAGUUUCGGCGUUUUACGCCGACUGUCCGCAACGCGGUAUUAUAGCUCGUGGUUUCGAUCAGAUCACUGCAAAGUUCAGCGGUACAAGCAUUCGAAUUGCCCCUGGCAAGCACAAUUUGGGUAUCUUCCUGAAUCUGCAAAAGCGGGAUAAUGAAGAAUAUCGCCUAACUCACCCUGCGGCUCACAUCGGUGGAUGGCUCAGAGGAUCAUUGUCUAUAUCUGUUUCAGAUACAUGCUACAUUACCUGCCCCAAAACUAGGAUAAAGACAAUUCUACAGUACCUCGAAGAUGGCUGGCUUGGUAGAUCGCACUAUAGAGUGGUCGGUGUUAUCUUCCGUUACGAUCCUGAGAACGACGACAAGAGAAAGAUAAAAGAAGUCCCUGAAAGUGACGUCCUUGCAACAAUUGAUGGGAGUUGGCAUGAGCAAGUCUACUACACAUUAGCUGGCUCCGUUGAACGCCAUCUCCUUAUUGAUAUAGCUCCUCUUUUCCCUUCUUCCAAAGUUGUUCCGCCAGAAGAAAAGCAGUUGUCCAACGAAUCACGGCGAUGCUGGUCGGGAGUUACUGCAGCCAUCCAUUCUAGGCAGUAUACUCUGGCGACUCAGAAAAAGCAUGAGCUAGAGGAACGCCAAAGAGUGAAGGCAGCUAUCAGAAUGGAGAGGAACCAUGAAUGGAAGCCGCGCUUUUUCAUGUUUCCCGUUGACUCUUCUGGAAGACCUGAGUUGACAGCUGAUGGUCGAAAGGUCCUGGAAAGGCUCCAGCAAGGAGACUACACGCUCGAGGAGAAAGAAGUCGUUUAAUAUGUUAAGUAUUGACUAAUAACCGGUUUGGAGUUAGAUGGGUCUGAAUCCUGUUGGAUAUUGGGUAUGAGUGGAUUCGUCUGUCGACUAAGUUCCAGCAGGGAUAUUAUUUUUUUUUGGAUUUCCUUUUGUACUCUGGCCCUCACAGUUUUCAGUCUUGACAGCACUCGUCUUCCACUCGAGGUACUGUUUCCGCUUCCCAAUUUUUCGAGAUACCCACUCUCUGAUCUGGCUCUUGACAUCCUUCAAAUAUCUACUGGAUGUCGCAAGAGAUGCCUUUCAUUCUGAUUUGAUUCACCAGGUUGUCUCUUUGAGCCUUUCAUUCCACCUUGACAUAAUUAAUUCCCUGUGUCCAUCGGGCUUGCGUCUGAUAUGAUAUAGCAGACAUCAUAUAGAGAUAGAUAAUUCCUCCUUAAUAAGAUCCGAAACAUUGCCACGGCAGUUAAUAUCCAGG